AUUUAUCCAACAACUAACUGAAGCUAAGAAGAUGUCCAAUAAUUCCACUUCUCAAUCAAAAGAUGGUUUUGAUGCUAGUGGUUUCACAUAUGGCGUAGCAUUCAUACUAGGUUUGAUCUUCUUACUUGCUACCAUAGCUUUUGCAUGUUUCCGCAUUCGCAGAAUUCGAAUUCCUAACAUAUUUAACAUAGUAGCCGGUGUUCCUCCAUCGUCACAAUCUCAUCAAACAUUGGAACACCACGUGGAUAUUCGUAUCGACACGAGUUAUGAGAAUUACCCUAAGAUGCCAUAUUCCGAUGAGGUAAAGAACAAAAAUAGUGUUGUGGGUGGAUGCACCAUAUGCUUAGGAGACUAUAAAGAGAGUGAGAUGUUGAGGGUUCUUCCUGGUUGUGGCCAUGCCUUUCACCAACCUUGUGUUGAUCCAUGGCUCAUGUUGCACUCCACAUGUCCCAUAUGCCGAAAAUCAUUGCCUACUCAAGCUCCAUAGUAUAGUCCUAGAUCUAUAUCUUAUAGUACUUUAAUUUAUUGUAAGCUAUACUUUGGAGGUAUUUAGAUUCCUGUAUAAUACGCUUCACUCACCUGAAUAAUACCUAUUAUGAUUAUUCGGUGAGCACUUUUCAGAACUUUUUGUGUAUAGGAUAUGUAAGUAAACAUGGAUGUAUUUGUUUAUUUAUUUGACAGGGGUAUAUGUAUAUAUGUGCUUAUUUACUGGUAAGGGAAAGUCUAGGGGGCCAGCAAUUCUAUUGAAUUUUGGCCAGUAUGUAACCAGCAGAGAAAUGUGAGCCAUUAGAUGAAAUCUCAUACCAAUCUCACACCAUCAAAUUAUCAUUGAUGGUUAGUUGAUGGCUAACAAUCACAAAAGUUGCUAUCUCCUAACAUUGCUCUUACUGGUAUACUUCAUGAAAUUAUAUAUUGGGAUGUAUUAUUAAGAUGUACAAUGAAGAGUGUUUAUUUA
This is a messenger RNA of Arachis duranensis, 955 nucleotides long. Its product is annotated as RING-H2 finger protein ATL70. Bases 32 to 487 code for a protein of 151 amino acids. The transcript has a single exon. Lineage: Eukaryota; Viridiplantae; Streptophyta; Magnoliopsida; Fabales; Fabaceae. The record is from RefSeq and is a predicted model, not a curated record.